Penicillium nucicola is the source of this 975-nucleotide messenger RNA. RefSeq names its product palmitoyl-protein thioesterase family protein. Gene Ontology annotation, molecular function: thiolester hydrolase activity; palmitoyl hydrolase activity. Gene Ontology annotation, cellular component: lysosome. Lineage: Eukaryota; Fungi; Ascomycota; Eurotiomycetes; Eurotiales; Aspergillaceae. The coding region runs from base 1 to 975 and encodes 324 amino acids. The transcript has a single exon. The record is from RefSeq and is a predicted model, not a curated record.
AUGCAUCCCAUUCCAAUCAUAGCCUCACUGGCUGCCGGUGCCCUCGCAUUUGCAUUGCCACCGAAAAUUACCACAGAAACUGAUGGCGUCCAGCUCCCCCUCGUAAUCUGGCACGGCCUUGGGGACGACUUCGAACGCGAUGGUCUGAAAGAAGUCGCUGAGCUAGCCGAGUCCACAAACCCAGGAACCUACGUGUAUCUGAUUCGACUCGCUGAAGAUGGAAGUGGAGAUCGCCAGGCAACCUUUUACGGCAACGUCACAGAACAAAUUGCCUAUGUCUGCGAGCAGCUUGCCGCAGACCCAAUCCUUCGCACUGCGCCCGCCAUCAAUGCGCUGGGCUUCUCACAAGGCGGUCAAUUCCUCCGCGGAUAUAUCGAGCGCUGCAACUCCCCACCCGUACAUAAUCUCGUCACAUUCGGCAGUCAGCAUAAUGGCAUCUCGGAGUUCCAGUCGUGCAAGCUGGGAGACUGGCUAUGCAGUGGAGCCGAAGCACUACUUCGAUCCGGCCGAUGGACGAGCUUCGCGCAGUCUCGCGUCGUACCAGCGCAGUACUUCCGCGAUCCUACAGACAUGGAACAAUACCUGGAGUACAGCAAUUUCCUGGCCGAUAUUAACAACGAGCGCGGUUUCAAAAACCAAGAUUACAAGAAGAAUCUGAUGUCAUUGAAUCGGUUCGCGAUGUUCAUGUUUGAAGAGGAUACUGUUGUUGUGCCGAAAGAAAGUUCAUUCUUUGCCGAGGUGAACGGUACUACCGGGGAGGUCACUCCUUUGAAUCAGAGGCCAAUUUACAAGGAAGAUUGGCUGGGCUUGAAGGCUCUUGACGAGGAAGGAAAGUUGGACUUUAAGACUUCUCCUGGACAACACAUGCGGUUGUCAGAAAAGGUGCUGAAGAAGACUUUUGAAGAGUACUUUGCGCCGCUGAAAGAAGAGCAGAGCACUUCAUCGCCCGGUCUUGUCGUGCAGCGUGGUCACUAA